AUGGGUUGCUGCAUUAGCACCCAAAGAGACCCAUCUCUUUCAGAUCCACAACACCCUACUCUUUCUCCAUCCAAACCAGCCGCCAUUAACAGAGGUCCACCGCCUUCAUUUGAAGAAGAAACGGUGAAGGAAGUACUGGUACUCUCUGAAACACCAAUCCAAAAACCACUCCCCAAGGCCACCUCAAUCCCGGCGAUAACGAAUCAAGAAUGCAAAUCCCUCAAGAAAAACGAGGAUGAAGACAAAACCCCUGAGCUUUCUCAAGUCUCGGAGAUUUGCAGCGUCACCGAAAGUUACUCGACGGCGACGACCACGACAACGGCAACAACAGUCACGGAGAAGAGAGAAGAUGAAGCGAUGAGCAAAAUGAAACGACACAACAACAGAUCUCCUGCUAAGGUACCCAGGAAGCGUCCGUACACGGGCGGCGAGCUCCACGGAAGAGUGAGGGGAAAUACGGCUCCUAAAUCUCCGGCGAGAAGAGCCGGAAAGGCUCCAGAGAAAAGGGUUGGUGGACCAAGACCGGUCCGCGGGAGAAACUUGCCGAGCAAGGUAGGAAACAGGAAUCAGAAUGUGGGUUCCCCAUUAGCUCGGCCAGAUUCCGGCGAAACGACGGUUAGGCGGUCGAGAUCUCCGGCGACGAGGACAGGGGGAGGAGUGGGGAGUGGUAGGAUUACGAGGAGUCCGUCGAAGGGUGUUGGAAAGGUUGAGAGAGUUGCAGAAGGAGUGGAGAAGGAGAAAGACGACGGAGUGGGGAGUGGUAGUAGGUUGAGGAAGGAGGAGACAAAAGAAAACGACGGCGUUUUAGAGCAUCCAACUGAGUCUCUUGAAAACCCUCUUGUGUCUUUGGAAUGCUUCAUUUUUCUAUGA
Carica papaya (papaya) is the source of this 870-nucleotide messenger RNA. The record is from RefSeq and is a predicted model, not a curated record. Lineage: Eukaryota; Viridiplantae; Streptophyta; Magnoliopsida; Brassicales; Caricaceae.